GGUAUGCGGAAAAUUCGUCGCCUCGGAAGCCACAAACGUAGUAGUCGUUUGAACGCCUUCGAGCAGUGCGGUAGUUUCGUCCUUCCGGUAGCGUGUCGAAGACGCAUGUGUGUAGUACAUCAACAGUCGCGUGACGACUGACCUGUCCUGUGUGUGUUUGUGCUUUUUUUCGAUUUUGUUUUUUUUGUACACUCACCGUCUCUGGUUACGCGUAGUACGCGCCGGGAUGUCCGUUCAACACGAAUGCACCUCACGCCAUCGAGCACGCGGUCCGGGGUUACACACACGUGUGUGUGGGUGGGUGUGUAAACGCAAAUAUUUAGUGCGGUGUUUCCAAUGUUUGGCAGUUUGGGUAGCGUUUUUUUAAAUACGCAACCUUGUGCAGUUUCACAUUGUUGUUUACUGUUGUAGUUUAGUGUACAGUGAAACGAAUUAAGUUCAUACCGGAAAAUUGCUAAUUCCCCCUGCUUGUGCUUUGUUCUGCUUGGGCACCUCGGUGUACGAUAAGAAUUAAUUGUUUUCAAGGGCACAAUUUUGUCGUGAAUCACCCGACCAGGGUCGUUGUGCGAGUGUAGUGAAACCAUAGAGGCAAACAACAAAUCCUCAACCAUUAAGUUACUAGUGUCCAACAACAUGCACUAACCGAGCAACAGCCGUCGAACAGACAUCGCGAGCGAGCGAGGAACGCCUAGAAUGAUCAGUACGGAUCGGCGUACCGUGCCGGAUCUGACAUUGACCACCAGCCGGAUCCUUCCGUUGCGUCGUAGCCACCACCAACGCCUCCUCCGCCACCAGUGCCGUCCAGCUAGUAGCGUCACCUGUUGGCGCAAGAACCAGACCGCAACAAGAUGAGUGACAAGCUUACCGGUGGACGGUACAACCGUAUCAGUCCAUCCUCGGGACGGGGGUCCAUCAUAGCCUACUCGCCACUGCCGAAGUCGGAGCAGGACUGUCUGCAGGCUCCCGGGAACAACUGUCUGGCGAUACCGUUAUCUGCCAUCCAGACGACGGCCGAUCAUAGUACCGCCGGCCACCAUGGUCCACAUCCGGUCAAUCUUACGCACGCCAACUCCCUGCCUGUGGUCGGUGGCGUUGGUAUGCCGGGCAAACUACCGAACGCUGGUGGGCACGGACUGCUGGUACACGGCGACGGACAGAAACAUGCUGCCAACCAACACCACAACAACAAUGGGAACAACAACCACAACAACAACAACAAUACGAAUCAUAAUUCCAGCGGAAAGCGCUUUAUUAUCGUCAGUGACAUCAAGAAAACAGCUGUUCCGGGCAAUGUACUUCGCCACGCGAGCACUGCUCCGUAACAUGAAAGGUGAACAGUUUCCGGACCUGCUUCCGAUUACACUCGUGCUGACCGACGAACCGUGUCUACCGGUUUGCGGUUUGCG
Molecule: messenger RNA, 1406 nt
Organism: Anopheles stephensi (Asian malaria mosquito)
Lineage: Eukaryota; Metazoa; Arthropoda; Insecta; Diptera; Culicidae
Exons: 4
Coding region: 849-1322 (157 amino acids)
Source: RefSeq, a predicted model, not a curated record